CGCCCGUGGCCGACGGCGUCACAAUUUGAAUUUUUUACUCGCGAGGCAAAGCCGCUGAGUUUGAGGAGUUGGUGGGGAGGCUUCGUUCGGCUGUCCACCAUGGCGAGAAAGAGCGAGGUGCUCGCUUCGGAGUUGGUCGCCAGUCUCAACAACGCCAUGGUGAACCUUCGAGACAUUUGGGAGGACAUAGGAAUUCCCGAAGAACAGCGGCUGGAGCGGACACAAGUGGUGAAGAAGUACAUGGAGAGGCUGCUGAACGAGAUGAUCUCGGAGGAGGAGGCCUUGAAGGAUCGGUUGAUGAAGAGCGUCACCACUUGCAAGACGGAACUGCAGGGGCUUUGCUCCGACCUCUCUCUCCCGGCCUUCCAGCCGGACGAGAACCUGACGCUGCUGCAGCUGGAGAAGGACACGCGCACGCGCAUGGAGACGCUGGUGCGCGAGAAGCGGGAGCGCCUGCGCGAGCUGCAGAGCCUCGACGACGCCGAGGAGCGGCUGUGCGGCGUGCUGUGCGAGCGGCGCCCCCACCGGCCACCGACCUCCGGGCCCGUGCCUUCCAUCGAGCAGCUCGCGCUCCUGCGACAGGCGGUGUCGACGCUCGUCGCCGAGAAGGACCGGCGCCAGGAGCAGUUCACGCAGACGCGGCAGCAGAUCGUGAUGUGCAUGGCGCAGCUGGAGCGUUCGCCGGACUCGUCGUUUGAGCGCGACGUGGCGUGCGAGGACGAGGAGGAGUUCUGCCUCUCCAAGGACAACAUCUUGAGCCUCCAGACGCUCCUCGCCCAGCUGGAGCGCGAGUGUGCUCUGAACGACGAGGUGUGCUCCGAGCUGCGUGGCGAGGUGGGGAGGCUGUGGGACCGCCUGAACGUGGAGCAGGGCGAGCGGGACGCCUUCACUGCCUGCAUUCACAACAGCAAGCCCUCCGACAUGGACAAGCUUAAGCAGGAGCUGUCGCGCCUCGUGGAGCUGAAGAGGCAGAACGUGCGCACGGUGCUGGCGGGCGUGCGCACGGAGAUCGCCGCACUCUGGGAGAAGUGCUACGUCAGCGAGGAGGAGCAGCGAGCGUUCACCCUCUACCACAGCGACGACGCGACGGAGGAGCUGCUGGUUGAGCACGAGGAGGAGGCGAACCGGCUGCGGGGUCACCACGAGCAGCACCAAGCCCUCUACGACGGCGUGCGCCGCUGGGACGCCGCCUGGCAGCAGUACCUGGAGUUCGAGCGGCGAGCCGCAGACCCCAACCGCUUCUCGAACCGCGGGGGCAGCCUGCUGCGCGAGGAGAAACAGAGGGCCCACCUGCAGAAGGGGCUGCCCAAGCUGGAGGAGGAUCUGAAGGCCCAGAUUGCCGUGUGGGAGGAGCAGGCCGGGCGGCGGUUCCAGGUGGCGGGCCGGCCCCUGCUGGACUACAUCGCGGCGCAGUGGGAAGCUCUCAAGCAGGAGCGCGAGCGGGAGAAGAUUGAGAGGCAGGUGAAGAAGGUGCGCACCCUGGAGGAGGAGAUGGCGUACGGGAGCCAGCCCAAGACGCCCUCGAAGCGCCGCUUCUGUGGAACCAACACCCCCAACAAGACGCGCAGGAUGAACGCCACCACCGUUGCGCCGAUGGGCAUCAACUCCACACUGUUCCGCUCGGCCGCAAGCGGCACCAUGUGCAACUCCCCGGGAGCCGCCAACGGCAAACCCUCCACCUCGGAGCGCAAGACCCCUGGUCGCACGUGCGGGCGCCCCCCGCGCCCCCCACUUGCGGAGCACAACUCGAGGACCCCGAGCAGGGCGCCAACCCCCACGUCCUCGCUCAAAUGCGUCGCGUCCUACUCGGAGUUCACGAGGGACCUGUCGCAGGCUCGUGGAAUCAACUUCCACGAGAAUAUCCUCAACUCGACAGUCACGUCGCUGGGCAAGCACUGACGGGGGUGAGCGCGCUCGCCUGCACGCACCCCACACAACAACAACAACACAGAUCCCCCUGUAGCCUGAACAGACUGUUGGGGCAAGCGCUGUUUAGCGAGCACCUAUGAAGGCCGGCACGGCGCACGAGGCGGUGGGUGGCCAGCACCACGCCCUUGUCGCCUUUGUCUCCCCGGUGGCGAUGUCUACAUAGAAUACGCACAACAUACGCCGUGCAAAAGAGUUGAGUUUUUUUUACCGAAUAAAAAAAAAAUGUCUCUCUGUUUUGUCUGCUAACCAACCCUGCCCUACAAGAACGUGUACGCGCACACACGUACCCACGCACACACGUACCCACGCACCCACGUACACAUGCACCCAUGCACACACGUACCCACGCACACACGUACCCCCGUACACACGUACCCACGCACCCACGUACCCACGCACACACGUACCCACGCACACACGUACCCACGCACACACGUACCCACGCACACACGUACCCACGCACCCACGUACACAUGCACCCACGCACACACGUACCCACGCACCCAUGCACCCACGUACCCAUGCACACACGUACCCACGCACACACGUACCCACGUACACACGUACCUAUGCACACACGUACCCACAUGCACACACGCACACCCACGCACACACACAAUGCGUCUGUCACUGUUGCCGCCAUUUCACCGACUGCGUGUGCCGUGUUGCGUUGCAGUGGGGGUCACUGCCGGUGCGAGCGAGAGAGGCGUUUGGCCAAGCAGCUGCAAUUGCCGCCGGCGCGCUGUUUGCGCUCGCCACGGCCUUAAACCGUUUAAAAGUCCGCUUCCACGUCACGUUCAUACGCUGCCUGCACACACACCAAUGAGCUUCUGUAGUUUCGAUGUAUAUAAAACGAGCGUGCGUGCGUCACUUUCGGACCCUCGACAAUUGUGUUCUGAUGGGGGUUUUUUAUUUUUCAUUAGCGUAGUGGGGUGGUGGUAGGGGGGGUAUAGGCGAUAAUUGUGAGAGGAACUGGGAGAUACGAGUGCUGGCCUGUAAUUUUAUCGAGCGUCUUGUCUGUUGUUGUAAGCUAAGUGUGUGUGCGUGUUGCACGCCCAUGGGGGAGCGGUGGCGUGGCGGUUAGCACCACGGCGCUGCGCUACGAACCCGGCCACCCGAGUUCUAUUCCCGCUUGCGGCCAACACCGGUGACGAUCAUCCGAACCAGCAGCGGGCCUCCCCUAGGUCGACUCGGCCUCAAAUGAGUACCUGGUGUUGCGGUGUGUAAACAUCGCCACUGGGGAGACAAAGGCGGCCGGGCGUGGUGUUGGCCACCCACCCCCUCGCGUGCCACAGUGCCGGCUUUCAUUAGGUGCUCGCUAACAGCACUUGCCCCAACAGUCUGUUAAGGCUACAUGGUGGGGUGGGUGAUCUUUAGCUUUGUUUUCAUGCCCAUGCAUGCACGGAGGUCUAUUGUAUCUGAAGUCCCAGCUGCGAUCAGCUGGGGGUGUGUGUGUCUCUGCCGUUUAAAGAAAAAAAGGUAAUUCGCCGAUGUGCGGUAGCACGGCAGCGUUUACGGCCUGCAAAGCCGUGGCUGGUGUCCAGACAAACACGGAGCCACGGUGGAGGGAGUUUGGGAAGUGACGUGUGGACAGCCACACCCGAGAAUCUUGAACCUGUUGGUUGACCCCAUAUCCGUCCUCGGGUGCGUAUUCGAGCAUAUUUCACGUCAGGGUCUGGCAUGGCAUUGAAUCGUAAUUAGAAAUCUCUAUUUAUUCUGGAGGAAUCUGGUGAGCUUGAAGCUCUUUAGGAGGCGGGCCAAAAACCUUGAGCUUGGGUUUUUGUUGUUGUGGAAUUGAGAUGGAAGGCUGCGACCACACACACACGCACCACCUGUGUCGGCUACGCUUGGAUGUUGGCGUCUGUACGUGCGUGUGCUUUGCGUGCGUGUGUCCAAUGGGACAGCCGGCGGAGAAGUAAUAUAAUGUUUGAACUUGACGCCUAAAACUUAAGCUCGGUACGGACAUGAGUGUUGCAAAAAAAAGGGCUCGUGUUUCACUUGACAGAAGAAGAAAAAUGUAUAUUAAGGCACCUUGAAGAUAUAGUUUAAAAAUGAUAAAUAAAUAGCGCUGGCUAUGUUUCUAAUGAGCUUUUCCUUGGAAUUAAAUGACCAUUAAUCCGCCGAUCGCAGUCGUCUGAUGGAUCAGUGUAUCUUCGUAGCAUUCCCUUAGAACAUGAGACACUGCCGCACACCCGGCUUUGGCUUGAUAGCCUCUCAUCAACAGGCCACCGUGGGUCUUUGACGCGUGGGGUCGCGGGUCCGCAAAGGUCCGACGGACGUUGCCGGUCGCAAGCGGAUUCGCGGCGCGUUUAAAAGUCCGAUGUUUGAGUGCUUUAGUUGGGUCAGCGUUUUUUAACACUACGGCAAUUCCUGCUUUAAGAAUGUAUAUCCUGUGAUGUUUGCAAUAAUUUCUCAUUACGUUUUUAGUGACGGUGCAUUUGUACAAACAAAAAAUAAACUGGACCCUUUUUAAAGUGUCAAAUAUGUCA
Lethenteron reissneri (Far Eastern brook lamprey) is the source of this 4418-nucleotide messenger RNA. RefSeq names its product protein regulator of cytokinesis 1-like. Gene Ontology annotation, biological process: mitotic spindle midzone assembly; microtubule cytoskeleton organization. Gene Ontology annotation, cellular component: spindle; cytoplasm; mitotic spindle midzone. Gene Ontology annotation, molecular function: microtubule binding. NCBI's taxonomy places the organism in Eukaryota, Metazoa, Chordata, Hyperoartia, Petromyzontiformes, Petromyzontidae. The record is from RefSeq and is a predicted model, not a curated record.